This is a messenger RNA of Peronospora farinosa, 627 nucleotides long. Lineage: Eukaryota; Oomycota; Peronosporomycetes; Peronosporales; Peronosporaceae. The record is from the annotation of a GenBank genome assembly.
AUGACGGAGGUUUUUAUGGGCUACAGUGAAGACUUUGAACAAUGUCGUGAUGACGCCAUGGCCGAUAUCUGUGCCAUUCCUAAGGCACGCGAUCAGCGUGAACGUAACGACUUGUUGGAGCGUGCCCAGGGCAACAUCUCGGAAGCUGAGCGCUACAUGCGCAUUCUAGAGAGCGAGUCGCGUGCUGGGGACUCACAGGACCGUCGACGGAUGCAUCAGCAGCUGCGGACAUUUAAAUCACAGCUGGAUAAACUCAAGGCCAAUCUAGAGCGCUCGAAGCUCAUGGACGGUAGCCAACAGCGUCAACAAGCCAGUGCCCCACAGGACAAUGUGGCUCGGUACCAGCAGCGCACAGACCGCAUUGAGGACCAUUUGACAGACGCCCAGGACAUUAUUGCACGGACGGAAGCCACAGCUCAGAACAUAAACAACAAUCUGGCGAACCAGCGCGAACAACUCAUGAAUGUUCGCACGAACGUCGAUGCGACGCGUGAAGACACAGCAGAAGCUGGAAUGCAUUUGAAGAAACUCAAGUGCAAGAUGGCAUCGCAGCUUUUGUUCCUGUACUUCGUUAUCUUGGGACUUGUUGUGGUGAUCAUUUGGCAAGUCAUUUCCAAGUUUACUUAG